CCCCCGCGCGGCGCGGGGCGCUGAGCGCGCGGCCCUGGCGGCGCACGGCGGCGGCAGAGCCCCUGUCGGAGCCUGCGUGCCGGCCAUCGCGCGCCGCGCCGCGCCGAGCGGCAAGAAGCGUCUGACUCCUGCUGUUCCUCGCCAGGGUCCCCGGGGGCUGGUGUAG
Messenger RNA from Monoraphidium neglectum, 166 nucleotides. RefSeq lists its product as hypothetical. The record is from RefSeq and is a predicted model, not a curated record. Lineage: Eukaryota; Viridiplantae; Chlorophyta; Chlorophyceae; Sphaeropleales; Selenastraceae. The transcript has a single exon. The annotation marks the transcript as partial.